Molecule: messenger RNA, 261 nt
Organism: Didymodactylos carnosus
Lineage: Eukaryota; Metazoa; Rotifera; Eurotatoria; Philodinida; Philodinidae
Source: the annotation of a GenBank genome assembly
AUGCCCGAUGUUCGACCGUCGAUCGAUGGAAUAAUCGGUCGAAGUGGUGUACCUUCCUAUGAAUUCAUUCGAAUACAAAAAGUUGUUUGUAGAAAUGAACUUGAUCGUCUAAAACGUUACGAAAAUCACUUAGCAAUACUUAAUUCACAUAAGGAACGACGAUCAUAUCCACAAACAUUGUCAUACAUGCCAAAAUCACCGCUUGGAGCAGAUGAUGAUAAUUUUUUAACUGUUGAAGAAUUGUCGACAACAGCUAAUUGA